Molecule: messenger RNA, 2853 nt
Organism: Aspergillus mulundensis
Lineage: Eukaryota; Fungi; Ascomycota; Eurotiomycetes; Eurotiales; Aspergillaceae
Product: lipase ROG1 family protein
Exons: 3
Coding region: 1-2853 (950 amino acids)
Molecular function (GO): monoacylglycerol lipase activity
Source: RefSeq, a predicted model, not a curated record
AUGUUGAUCACUCCACGGACAUACUCUGCUUCACAGACCUUGGAUGGGCCCUCCAACUCAACAGGUAACUCAAAGCGGCUGCGUUUCUCUUCACUCACAGGCUGGCACGCCGUGCCCACAGAUGCCGACCAUAUAACAGAGAUGCCAUUAAUUUGGCAGGCUGGAAGUGUGCGCGUCGGCGAGGUUAUCAGGCCAGCGGCCGACGAAACUCAGCCUCCCCCAGCUGCGCUGCAUGUGAAGGUAAGAAACACAUCGGCAAUACCACUGCGAGCCGCAUAUCUACAUGGUCCAUACACUCUAUAUGCGUCGUGUUAUCCAUGUUCAUUUGACCCAAGCACUGGAAUCGGCACUACCGACGCCUCCGAUGUCCCUCAAUUCGAGCCGUACCUCAAAGCUGGUGGAACUUGGAAUGCAGUGAUACCUGUGCCAGUUUGUAGGCAGCAGGGAGAUUCUGGAUCCGGCGACUAUACAACUCGACAGGAAACCACAUGGAUUAUCGAGAUUAUAUCGCAAGUCAUAUUUUCGAGCACUGCGUCGGUGAACUUCGAGAUCGUGGUUGGUCGGAAUGAGAUGUCAUUGGAUCUUCCACCUUCUAGUGCGCGGUCCUUACCACCUACCCCUGCCCACCUGCACGAUCACUGGCCUUCGGGAUCUAAAGGGGAGCAACUACUUGCCAAACAAGGUGUAUACUCGGAUUCCAUAAGGCUGUUGAUAGAUGAUACCGCUAGCCUUUGGAACACCCCGCAUCUUCCCGCUUCAUGUCACAGUCAGGAGUCCGGUAAUGAAGACUCAUUGAUACCCGAGCCCACGUUUCACGAGGCUGAUUCUGCAUCCGUGUCUCGACAAUCAGUUACCAUGGGAUCACGCGCCAAACCUCGAACAAAAAUCCACCUUGUCAUAUUAACCCAUGGUCUACAUAGCAAUCUUGGAGCGGACAUGCUGUAUCUAAAAGAAAGCAUUGAUGCCGCCACCAAGAAACGCAAACCUUGUCAGAAUUGCCAUAGGUCGACGGACGGAUCGACGCAAGAACCAUUAUCGACUCUCUCAGAUUCUUGUGGCGCAUGUGAACAUGAUUGCCCAGACGAGCGUGUUAUCGUUCGGGGUUUCCAUGGGAAUGCGGCGCGCACAGAACGUGGGAUCCAAUACCUAGGCAAGCGUCUUGCAAAAUACGUGCUGUUGAUAACUUAUCCUGACCAGCCUUAUUUACCGCGCAAAAAGUCAAAGGUCAGAACCUAUACCAAUCUAUUGGCUAUAUGGAGAGCAAAAGAGUCGAACGAUUUUCACCCGCAGUCAUUUUCAGACAGGGAUGAAGAGCAUUUACAUAUCGAUAAGCAUAAUGCAUACCAGGUAACGAGUAUCAGUUUCAUUGGACACUCGCUCGGAGGCCUCGUGCAAACAUAUGCUAUUGCAUACAUUCGAAAACACUCCCCGGACUUCUUCGAGAAGAUCAAACCCGUCAAUUUUGUUGCCUUAGCUUCGCCUUUCCUUGGGUUGAGCAACGAGAAUCCCGUGUACGUUCGGUUCGCUUUGGAUUUCGGCCUUGUUGGCCGCACAGGUCAAGAUCUAGGACUUAGCUGGACAACACCAAGGGCCAGGAGUGGGUGGGAGGCCAUAAUGGGUGGGAAAGCAGAAACAUUCAAUACCGAAAGACCCACACAUGCACGGGCGAAGCCUUUGCUGAGGAUUCUCCCAUCUGGUCCAGCUCAUGAGGCACUUUCUAAAUUCAAGAACCGCACAUUAUACUCCAAUCUGGUCAAUGAUGGGAUCGUGCCGCUUCGGACUUCGUGCUUACUUUUUCUUGACUGGAAAGGACUAAAGCGCGUUGAGAAAACGAGGCGAGAGAAUGGAAUUGUUGGAACAAUGGCCGAAUGGGGCUGGGCCGAAUUGACCGGGGCGAAUUCAAGGUCCCCAGGAGUUUCUAGCCAGAUCAAUGGCCGAGAAGCCACAAGCAUUUCUGCCCCAAGGGCCGUGGAGCAAGUACCCCUUACUGUGGAUACCCGACGAGGCUUUUCGACACAAUCUUCAUCCUCUGUAUCCUCUUCUGCUGGAAUGGGGUCUGCAAUUCAGGCGGAAAUGUUGUAUGAAUCUGAGGACAAGUACAUGAACCCCCAAAUGGAUGGACCUUCAUUGCAGCCAUCGUCUAGUCCUCUGGGUGGCUUGUUCUCGAUUUUCAGAUUAAAGGAGCCUGGCCACAAGCAGGUUAAGAUUCUCAGACGCAGCCAAACAGUUGCUUCUCCGAUGGCGGAAGAUCUGGUUCAGCAAGACGGCCCUUACUUUGACCAUACCUCUUCCCAUGAUACUGGACUAGUACCGCCACCUAGAACAACUGUACUCGAAUCCGCUGGUGACAUCCUUAUGCCUCCUCUCCCUGCAGUCGAUUACAUCGUUAAUCCCGCAGUUCGGCCCCGAACCAUUCUGCAUGACCGGAUCUACCACCCCGAGGAUAUUCCCCCUCCGGCCGUAAAGCGACGGAAUACAGCUAUCAACCAGCACGGGACCGUGGCAGUGGAUCAUGUCUCGGCUGAAGACGCUGCAAAUGACCCGGGGCUCAAAGUGGAAGAGAAGAUUGCCCGGGCUUACCACCGCGGGCUCUCGUGGCGAAAGGUCCUCGUUCGCUUAGAACCUGAUGCUCAUAAUAACAUAAUCGUUCGUCGAAUGUUCGCGAAUGCUUAUGGCUGGCCAGUCGUACAGCACCUGGUCGAUUCCCACUUUGGACCAAGGUCUUCAGAUCACCUGGGAGGCAUCUGCAAAGACAGCUCAGGAAGUCCAGCCCCGCCCGUCGAAGCUGCAGAUAAUGGUCCUCAUGAUCAAACUCAGCUGCUACCGCUCACUUUGAAUGAUCCCGUCGCCUGA